AUGGACAUCUUUUCGCUCCCCGGCCUGGGGAUGUGCAUCCUCAUCGUGCUGUGGGUGAUGUGGGGGCCACGCAAGUGGCUCCGUGUUAUGGCAACUGUCGUCGCCGUCGCUGCGGUGACACUGUUCGUUGGCUCUGCCGUGUGGGCCAACAUCCACAAACUGGUAGCCUGCGGUGGCUACGGAUUCGCAAUCUGGGGCAUUUGGUCUCUCGUCAGUGGGUGGUGGGCAGCGCUGCCCACGCCCGUAGCUGUGCCUCCUCCAGCAACCAGCGCUGAUUUGGUCCCGCUCGAGGAUUUCAAGGCGUUGGAGGUACAGCUGCUGGCGAGGGACCAAGAAAUUGCUCGCUUGCAGAAAGACCGGGACACGAAGAUCAGCCAGCUCAACGAGACAAUUCGCCUCUACCAGAAGGGGGUUUUGUCGGGGCCUGGACAGCUGCGUGAUCUCGAGGAUCAGAAGCAGGCUGCAGAAAGAAAAGCACGCCACCUGGCAUACAAGGUGGACGUGUUGGAGGAACAAGUGAAGUCACUUGAGAAGGAGGGCGAGGUCCUGAAGGCCCGGAUCCCUAAUGCACGUGCUCGAUGGGAGCAUCCUGUCAAGUCGGGCGUCUCCAAGCAGGGAGGUCGCCACUCAACCAAGGGGACAUUGUCCCACAACAACAAAGUCGCCAUGGUUGACAGCAUGUGGAGCGGCAAGUAUUCCGCAAUCCGGGAGAAGGGCCUGAAGGAUCUCAACCUCGUGGAGGAACGUGUUCAGGAGUUGGAGGCCGUCAACAAGGGCCUGCGCAACACCAACGCCGCUCUCAAGAGCGAAGUCGAUGAAAACGUCUCUCUCCGCUGGUACCAGGAAGGGGUACUUCAGAAGGCACAGGCCGGUAACCGAGAGAAGGACCGCCUGAUUCAACAGAUGCGUGCUGCUCGUCAGCAAAACAUGGGUUUGACCAACCAAGUCGGUGGCCGAGAGCUCCACCGCGAGACUGAGGCAGCCGCCAUCACUCACGCUCACCAGAAUGAGAUUGAUGGCACUCGUCUUGCUUUGGAGAAGGCACACAAAUCGGCACUGGCAAGCCAAGCAUGUGAACAUGAGCAGAAGGAGAAGGAAAUAAUUCGGAAAUUCGAGGCGGAAAUUGCAGCGGUCACCCGAAACUUCGAGGCUCAGAACCAGCUUAUGCAGGCCAAGCUUGGCGAAAAGCAGGCCCAGGGUUCUGAUGUCCAGUCGGAAUUGGAGGAAAUGACCCGCAAGUACCAAUCACAGACCCUUGAAUCGAACAACGACCUGGCAAUCGAAGCCCGCAAGCAUGAAAUGGAGAACAUCACUCUUCGUGCCAAGGUGGCAGAACUGGUGGAAGCUGCAGAUUCCACCAAGCUUCUUUGCACACAGCACGAGAGCCUCCUCAAGCAAGUGCAGGCCGAGAACCAAGAACUCCGGGAGAAUGGCACGGGCGACAAGACUGCCGAACAAAUCCAAAUGCUGACCCGUCACCACAAUGAGCAACUGGAGAGCCACGUCCGGGAAGCCCGCAAGCAGGGCAAGGAGAUUGCCCGUCUUCGUCUACAGAUGGACUCGAUGAGUGAAGCGAUGGCUGAUGACAUGGUUUCUUCCUCCAAGCAGUCCUCCAACCAGGAGGAACUGAUCAAGAAGCUACGAGCCGAGAACGCAAACCUUCGUGACCAAGUCGAGAUGGGCACAGUUGACGAAAUGGCGGAGAUGGACAUGCUGAAGGCGGAAGUGGCCGAGUUGAACGACAAACUCAAGGCUGCGCAGAAGGGACAAGGCAUUGCCAAGUCCGGACCUGGAGGAAUCACCAAGGCCAAGCCUAGGGAGGGAUCGCGCUUCGAUUCCCGUGCUGGCCGUGCGGUGGCCGAGAGCUUCCACCGGAACCUGGAGGCAAUGAAAGAGAAGCGGAAGUCUUCGUUGGAUGCGGACAGACUUGCCAAGUGCUGUGAGAACUUGAAAUUAUAG
Molecule: messenger RNA, 1959 nt
Organism: Penicillium nucicola
Lineage: Eukaryota; Fungi; Ascomycota; Eurotiomycetes; Eurotiales; Aspergillaceae
Exons: 2
Coding region: 1-1959 (652 amino acids)
Source: RefSeq, a predicted model, not a curated record